CGUUUGUUAAGUUUUAGUUAGUGAGAGAAGCCAGUUUGUGUGGUUGAUGUGUGUAGCAAGCAAUAGCAAUAACACAAAGGUGACUGAGGAACGGGAGGAAUAUUUUAUCGCAGCAGUAAUACAAAUCUACACACGAGACGUGGUGUGAGUUCCAAGGGAAUAAAUACAGAGAGAACAGAAACGAGGACAAAAUCUGUAGAGUUGCUUCAACUUGCUUGGAAACAACAUUGUAUGAGUGGAUGGCAACGUAGCGUUGGAUGGAUAACCAACGCUUUGACAUCGUAAGAAACAGCGCACUCUGAGCUGGGGGCUCCACAAAGCAGCGAACAUUGAUGCGACCUGAGUACGAGGCGAAAUGCGCCAGAAAUGUCAUCCCUCGCGGUAGACGUCUCUUAGGCCGGAGGGAUUAGCAACAUUUCCGAGUUGCUUUCUACUACAUUUCAAAAAAGCAUAAAAAUGGCAGCGGAUCAACCAAGCCAAAAACAAGGCAAGACAACGGCCACCGCGGCCACGUCGCCCAAUAAUGCCACCAAAAAGCCAAAGGAGCGAGUUCCUGUCAAGGAAGAGUUGACUCAAAUCAAUCAGUAUCUCAUGUGUUCAUUAUGCAGUGGAUACUUGAUUGAUGCCACUUCGAUAAUCGAGUGUCAGCAUACCUUUUGCAAAUCUUGUAUUUUGAAGUACCUCGAGACAAAUGGUUAUUGUCCAAUUUGUGACAUUGAGUUAAACACCGUGAAGCCUCAUUUGAGUCUCAGGUCGGAUGUGAUUGUGCAGCGACUAGUCUACAAAUUGGUUCCAGGUCUGCUUCUCUCCGAACUUCGGCGUCGGCGAGAGUAUGCGGAGAGCAAGGACGUCGUCAAAGCUGCAGAAUCCGUCUCGGACACCAUGGCUUUGGAAGUGGAUGCUGCCUCUGACUUAUCCACGAUCCUCUCCUUGGACGACGUUGUUAGUCUGUCCAUCGAGUACUACAGAGGUACGGACGCUAAGGAUGAGCCGAAACCGCAACCUGUGCAGCAGAAGCAAGACAAGCUUAACCAUCCACCAGGUACCAAUAUCCACCAUCCAAUUGAAGAUGUCAACUGCUCCAAAGAUUCCCCAAACGAUGAGACCAACGACCGGAGAUACCUGAAAUGUCCUGCGGCUAUCACCAUUUCUCUACUCAAGAAAUUCAUCCGAAUGAAAUACGGUCUACAGAAUGACUACAGGGUUGAUUUGCUGUACAAUGGAGUUCGUGACAAGAGUCUGGAGAGCGACCUAACUCUGCUGGAUGUUGCCUUCAUAUUUAAAUGGAACAAGAACGAACCGAUGCGAUUCCAUUACCGGAUUUUCGACCGAACGGUUAAAAGCCUCCCAACCCGAGCUGGGAAACGAACUGCUUCAUCGAUGAUGGAUGAGCCUCCAGACGAUGAUGCAGCAUCUGGCCCCCACAAUCGACCACCAAUGACUUCCGCCUCCCCAUCCUCCAAACUUCCUCGCGUCUCCAACAGCAGUUCAACUGGUGCUAACACCAACAGCGGCAGAACAGGAGGGUCUGCACGGACCACCACCACCCACUACACCUCAGCCCCCAUCUACGACUUUUCUGAAGGUAACUCUGACACCGAGGAACCCAUCCUUCAAACAGGGAAGCUUAAACUCCGAGGUUUCCGGAGGGAAAAUAAUAGUGCUAGUAUUACUGCUAACAAUAGUAAUAGUAAGAAUAGUAAUAAUAAUAAUGAACCUAGUAGUAAGACUGGUAGUCAGGCUUUAAAGAGGUCCCCGUCAAACCUACGAUCUUCAGUGGUAGAAAAUAGGAGAAGUAGCAGCAGUGGAAAAACUGCAAGUCCUGCUCGUAGUAAUAGCGUGGGUACAUCGCAUGAUGACACCUCUGAAGAUGCAGAGUCGGAUUCUUCUUCCUCAGAAUCUGAUUCAGAGGCUAAAACGGCACAGUUGACAAGCACUAGGGUGAGGUCUGCUGCACAAACCGUGUUGGCAAAUCAGGUGAACGGUGCCAUAAAACUGAACAUGACAUCUAGCAUUGCGGAAAAACGGGAGCCCUUAAGGCUAGCAUUAGGCUCCGUCACUGCAAAAAGUCUGGAGCAUAAGCAUAAACACAAACACCAUCAUAAGAUGAAGCACAAGAAGAAGCACAAGCCGCUGAAAAUAAGCCUAUCCCUUAAUCCGAGUUCACAUGCAGGUGGAAAUAACCGAGGGAAUGUAAACCAGAGUCAAAAACAGAAAUCGGAAGGUGUUGGUGGUGUGGCAAAAAUUGCUUCUUCUUCUGAAAGAGAGAAAGGCAGCAGCAAUAACAAACUGAUUUCUGGACAAGGACAGAGCAAGAACAUGGAAGGGAGCUGUGAUGGGCCCAGUGGGAGUGCAAAUAGUCAAAGCAAUUUCCCAGUCAAUGUAAAACCUACAACUUCCGCACACCUCAGCAACAUCAGCAAAAGUAUCAGUGUGAGCAUUGGAGUUGGAAACAACAACAAUAGUUCCACUGCAACAGCCAGUCAAUCGGGGAAAAAGGGCUCAACAUCUACAAAUUUACUGUCCAAGAAAAACUCGGGAAUUGAAGUCCAACCGACAACAAUUUCCGCCCAAGCAACUAGCAGCAGCAAUCCAUCAUCAAACUCCAAUCAGUUUCCAACAACGUCAACUAGCAGGUCACAUCCACUCCUUCCUGAGUCGGUUCAUGUCCCCAAGUCUGUGACACUGAUCCCUGUGAACCCCAGCGGGAUGAGGACUAGUAGCGUAUCAGAUAAUGUUGUUGGUGGCGGAAGAAGCAUGAGCUCGUUGUCGGAUAAAUCGGGAUCGGGCAUCACCACUUCAAACCGAAUGACGAACGCAAACACUUUUACUCACUCAAUAACCAACAAAUCCUUGCACCAAAUUCCAAACCAAAUAACCGUGACGGAAGUCCCACCACCACCUAAAUCAGGAAGUAGCAGUCCAGCGAGUGGUGGCACUAGUGGAGGAAUAAACGUCGGGAGUGCUACAAAUAGCUCGGGUAGUAAUAACUCCUCCAGUGGACCCUCUGCUACUAAUAAUCCCAUUGAAAAGGUCAUUGCUGCAUCUCACAAACCUCAGUUCAGUGGGCCGGGUAGUAUGGAGAUCACAAAGAUUUAUUGCAACACCACAAAAGAAAACCCAACCACAAAGAAGCUGAAAGAAAGGAAGGGUCUCGAUAUCAGCAUCACCGUCCCUGGGAUGAGCAGUAUUAAGGAUAAAAAGACUCACAAGUUGGAGGAAACUUUGAGACAGAAAAUGGGAUUGAACAGCUCAUCAACCGCAAUGACAAUGAGCAACAACAAGAUUACUAAAGGGAGCAACCAGACUCAACCAGUCCCACUUUUCAAUGCAAAAAUGCCUCCUGGGAUUACGAUCGGUCCAGCGGGGGUGACCAAGAACAGUAUUUCUGGCAAUUCCAAUUCCAAUUCAAAUACUUCUGCCUCUGCUUCUAAUUCCGGAAGUACAAUUGCUGGACUAGGGUUCACAUUGCCCCCUCACAUCACAGCACAUCCCCAGCACCCACCAGCAAAGCAGCAACAAAUGAUAGUAGUGGGCAAUCACCAGAUGAAACAAGGAGGGGAUAAGUCCGCACCCCACAAAAAUUUGAAUAUUAGUGGACCAUCCAAGGGUUCUUCUCAAAUCGGAGUUGUCGGGGCAGCGGCGAACAAAGAGCGAGUUCCUAGUGGUGGUGGCGUUACUCCCAAAGGGUUACAAACCAACAAAAUAUUUGACAACAGGAAACAAUUGGGAGAAGCCCUCGCGUCCAUGAUGGACAUGGCCAACCGAAAUACAUUAAAGAGUCCUUCCCCACCAAAGAAUUGUCAACAGACUAAAGAACAACACAAAAGUGCUGGUGGGACAAGUAAGUUACACCAACCAAAUAUUAAUACGAACAGCGAAAAGAGAUCCAUCGACAUGUCAUCAUCAUCAUCCAGUCGUAAAAACUCUCGAGGAUCUCCUGAGCCAAAACGUUCGAAAACUAAUGAGUCGUCGUCGUCUUCAUCUGUUUGUAAUCCGAAAGGCUCAGCCAAUGAAAGUCCAUUGGAUUUAUCUGGGACUGGCAGAACCAACUCGAGACCCAACUCCAACUCUUCCUCUCCUAUCCAUCACCACAGCGUGAAAACAGUUCAUUCAAACUCGUCUCCUUCCAGUCAAGAAAAGGUGAAACACAAUGAAAAUAUGCUUCAUGCAAACAACAAUAUGGUUCCCAAAAAAUCUCCAACAUCGCUGCCCAAAGUCUCGCCUCCAUCAUCUUUGGGGAAAUCAAGUGGCAAUAAGGGAUCUGGAACACCCACUGGAUCUUCGUCGUCGUCCUCUUCCAUUUCAUCCAUCGUUCAAAACCUGGCCCAGAAACAACUCCACCAGCAGCAACAUCAAAAGGAACAAUCGUCUGCUCACAAUCAAAUCAUGCACUUACAACAAGGAUUGCAGAAUAUGCAUGCAGCAAGUAACCUCGGUGGUGGGAAUCCCCAUUCUCAUCCCCAUUCUCAUCUUCAAGCAGGGAAAGGUGGUUCCACUUUGUCAUCCCUGCUUGGAAAUUCACUCAGUCCUAAAGGUCUCAACUCCAUAUCUCCCCCCAUGACGACCAUGCCAAACUCAUCCCCUCCAAACACUGUGUUCGAUCCAUUAAGAAAUUUAUUGACCUUAUCUGAUGCUGCUGUGGCUGCUCGUCACGGAAAAGUACACCCGGCCAUGAAUAGUCUCAUGUCUGCAGUGGGCUUAUGCUCAUCACCAUAUUCUCACCACGCUGGACUUUCGCCCACCUCUGUUACAUCCGGAUCACUUUUUCCCCAACUUGCCAGCUCUCUCGCAGCAGCAGCCGCAGCAGGGGGAAAGUCACCCGGGGGAAUGUUUGAUCCUGCACAGGCUUAUUUGGCAGCAAUUUCUGCCCACAAUGAGCGACUUGCUGCAGUUGCAGGGAUGAGUCAAUUUCACUCUGAUUCUAUGAGUCCACCAAUGUCAAUGGCAAGCUCUUUCUCCCAGGUUAGACCUUCGUCAAACAGUCCUCAUAACCAUCAUCACGGAGGUCACGGGGGUUUAAGAAUCCCCCCUUCGUCAUCCCCAGUCCAGUCAAAGACGGGCGGAUCAAACAAUAACUAUGGGAAAAAUAGUAAUAAUAAUAAUAACCACAAGCAGCAGCAGGGUUCUUCUCCCACUUCCCCACUCUCUUUCGCCCACCCUCCUCCUGCUCCCCGUUCUCCAAGCAGUAAUAAAACUACAAACUCCUCUUCAGCGUCUCAAGUCUCAUCUUCCUCGUCACAUUCCAAGUCGCAUGACUCUUCAUCCAACAUGAAGAAUUCGACGGCGACGACAGCAACGACGACAACGACGAGAAUCAACGGAACCAAUACAUUCUUUAACAACAAUCAUCUCCCAAUUCUUCCACCUGGGAUUCACAAUCCGCUUUUGCCGACUUAUCCUCGUUCGCCAACCACGACUAAUUUGGUUUCAUCCUCCAGUAGCAUCCGUUCACAGAGUCCAAUAUCAUUAUUAUCAUCAUCAUCGUGCAUCACUAAUAAUGCAACUGCAAAAUCUACGAGCUCUUCCGACAAGAAAGGGAUUCCAAAUAGUAUGAAAAUAUCUAAUUUCCUCCCGAGCAAGCCAAAGGGCCAAGACAACUCGAACGUUGAAGCCACCAUAACGAGUGGGAGUAAUGUUGGUGGGGGAGCAAGUUUGACAAAGUUUCUCAGCGACAUAUCGCCGCCCAGUAUAUUGGUGACCCAAGCAGCGCAAUCAAAUUUGUCAGUGUCACCCGCAACAACUCUUCCGAAAGACGUUCCUUCUUCAAGGGGUUUCGUCAGCACGCUCCAUAAUAAAUCAAGUAAUGAACAGGAAUGUCUCUCAAAAUCCGACUCGAAACAUACCUCUCCUUCUUCCAAUGUGGUGUCCUCCUCCUCCACCUUUUUCAAGCACAAUCCGAUUAAAGUAGAGCCAGCCGAAAAGCCAAUUAUUUUAAGCAGCAGCAACAUCCAAUUAAAGUCAAACGCUGACCCGAUUACCUGUCCAACGAAUGCUUCCACACCCAACAAGUCAGGGCUGAAAAUGAAUGAAGAAAUGGCUAAAUCCAAUUCCUUAGAGAUUAAAUCCGAAGGAGCAACAACGUUGAUGAGCUCAAGCUCUCCUGCUAAAGGGGGACAAUUUGGCUUGGGACUGAGUCCCCCAGCCGCCCGUACCACCACCACCAGCAGCAGCAACCAGCAGCCACAAAAUCAGGCCGUGAGGCAUAUUCCAAACCCAGCAUUGCUAUUCAACCGGUUGAAUAGCUGCUCCCCAUCAAGUCUCGUUACAUCUCCGACCUCAGAAACACCAAACUCUGGAAAAUCACUUCCUUUCAAAAAUCAAAAGUCUCCCGUAAAAUUAGAAGAGGUUGUUGCGUUACAAGUGCCAGCCCUCCCAUUUCCAGGAGUGUCUGUUCCCGUUAAAGUUGACGUGGAUUCUCUUCUUUCUAUUCCCAUCUCAAAUACUGUGAAAACAAUUCAACCGACAGAACAUUGUGGUCUCAAACCUCUGACGAACCCCGGUCUAGAUGAAACUACAGAAGAAAAAGAUAACCAGACAACAACCAAGAAGACGGAGGAUAAUUUAUUAAUUGCUCCAUCGCCAAAUAAGGAGGUUGACAUAAAGCGCGAAUUGACUGCACCACUUGUUUCAGAACAAGUAAAAGCAGUAAAAGACGAAGAAGAAGAAAAAGCAGCGACUAAUGAAAUCAGCAGGAGCACUAAGUCAGAAGAGGAAAUUGUGAAAAUAGAGUAUACCACUGAAGAUGCAGAUCUCGACAUCGACAUUGUGGGCAUUGAGACCGAGACUCCCAUCUGCCCGGGUAGCAACGACCCAGCAACAACUUUUACGCCCACUGAAUCUCUUGAAUCCCAAAGUGAGAAAGAGAUUGAACAAAAAACUACACGAAACUCUGUAGCAGUUGUCGAGUCGUCUGGACCACUCGAGGACAUACCGUCGUCAUCGUCAGCAUCAUCAUCAAGUCAGUUUGUUAAUGAAAUCACAGCCGCAAAUACUUGCGAUCUUAAUGAGCCGAAGAAGCAAGACGACAAGUCUCCAACUCCAAAAUAUCAACAUGAACAUCAAAGUCUGCAGACAGAUUCACAUCACAUUAACGUUACCAGUCCUCCGUCGAUAGUGUCUCUUGAGGAAACUGAGACAAUUCUGUCAGGAAAGCCCGAGUUGCAACUGGUGUGUGCUUCCGAAAUAGCGAAAGUAACCGAGGUAGCGAAGAACGAUGCAGAAGGCGUAGAGAAGAGGAGGCAAGAUGAGACUGAGAUCCGAGUCGUGGAGGCAACGACUGAGGAAGAGCCAACUGGUGAAGUUGAGACAAACUUGAGUGGGAUGGAAGUGCAGCAGCAGCAGAAAGUGAUGGAACUUGCUGAACUACUGGGGAAAACUGAGGAGGACGAGAAAUCUGUGGAAUCCGGAGAAAUGACAGGCGAAUCCGUCGAGAUGGUUGACACUCAAGCUGCUGCUGAUACUGCUGGCGGAGUUCAAGUUGAAAAACUCCAACAACUCAUCUCAUCCAACAAAAGUGCUGAAUUACAAAUUGAGGCGAUGGAGUGUGAAGAAGAACAAGUUUCCUCUUCAUCACUCACGGAAUCCAUUGAAAAUCAUUGCAUGGAAACAACAGAGCAAGAGAAGCUUGUUGUUGAUGAUGAGAUUUUGAUGGAGGAGGAUGAUGCCGAUGAGGAGAUGUGUAUUGAUGCAAAAGAGGAUUCUAAUAGCGAAAUUGUAAAAGAAUCCGAAAAUGAUGAUCUCACCAUGCUCGGUUGUACACUAGACCAUAAAUUGUCUCAAGGGCAUGAGUUUUCCGCAGUCACUAAUUCAUCAGCAGUAGCAGCACCUGGAAUUGCAAUUGCAGUAGCUCAGGAACAAAAUCUCACUGUUUCUACUGGUGCUACCGCUACUACAACUACACAGGACAUGGUUGUCGAUAAUAACAUUAACAACGUGGCUGCUGAGCCCAGUUGCGAGAAUGAAAAUGCUGAUGCUGUUAUGAGUUCGGACAUUCAAAUGCAAGCAGAAUAUUCUUUGAGCUCUUGUUCUCAUUCAGAAACCGAAUCUAAUUCUACUCUAAAUCAAAUAAGCAUAAAUCCCGAGGUGGUGGUUCCCAUGCUUGACACGAACAUUAUGAAAAGUCCACGUGUUGAAGCUGCCAUUCAACCAACAUCAUCAUCAUCUUCCAUCGACUCUGCCGAUGAAAAAGAAGGAACUCAAACUAAUACGCAACCGAACAACAAUAAUAUAGAUCAAGCACUGAAGGAAGAUGAUGAAGCCGAGAAGAAGAAAUUGAUGAAAUCAUCAUCAAGUUCACAGUUGGAGCUGAAUUGCCCUUCAGCGGAUACUAAUGAUAUUGAAUUGAGCAAUCCUCCCGUGACCAUUGUGGCAAAUGCCCAACUCUCCAACAGCUCUUCAUCCAUUUCCGUCGGUCACGUUGCUGAGCAUAUUGAGAGUCCUGCUGAUGUCUUGAGUGCAUGCAAAAAUGUCGAAGAAGACUCAUCCAAAUUAACCGUAGAACAAUGCACAUCGCCAUCGAUUGGGUACGUGGCAGAGGAAUCGCCGGUCUCAAGUAGUGUGGAGAAUGAAAAGGUAGAAGAGAUUUGUCAAAACACUGCUCCUGUUCUCAAUAUGGAACCGGCCGAUGAGUUUACAAUUGAGACUUCCAUAAGUCAUCAUAAAACGGACGAGGAAAGCACGGCUGCUGAUCCAAACGUAGCGACAACCCAGGUUCCAGAUCUAUGUUCCUCAGAGUUACUGUCAUUACAAUCGCAGUUGGAUGACGGUGACGUUGAAGUGACUGAAAUUGAGCCUCAAUUAGUUGAAACGGCUCCGAUUUCUCCAGUUCCAGCAGUCACUUUCUCUUUGGACAACUCGAGACUUAUUUCUGCCACGGCUACGAUUACAACAACGACGGCGGAAUUAUCCAACAAUGUCAUGGAGGCCAGUUCAAUGGAAUCGCCAAUCUCCUCCAGAAAUUCCCUCGAAUCUCCCACCUCGCCGGAGGACAAUAUUAAAAAGAUUGAAACUUUAGAACAAGUCGCAGCUGGUCUUUUUGCCACCAACACCAUGAACAACAACAACAACAAGAGUUUGACAAUUAAUGCUCCCACCUGCGAUAUUGCCAUUAACACGACUAGUGCAAGCGACAUGGCUACCGUAUAAAGGCUAUUACCAUUAUCUUCUAGUUUUUGAGACAAAUUUUUAGCUAUCUAUUUACAUGAGAGCAGUGCACUCGUAUCGAACACAUCCAACAUUUCGUGUCUCUGAAAAGUAGUGCAUACAUACAUAUUACAGUAUUGGACCAACAAGAUUACAAGCAUACGUUCAUAUAUGUACAUAUACGGUAUUAUUACCAGGAAAUGCAUAAUGUAAAUUAGACAGAAUCAGUCAGAUUUUGAGCAUGGUGAAAAAAAUCAGUAAUGAUUGUGUUGAAAAUAAAUGAUAAAUAUUAGUCCUUGUAAAUAUUUACAUAAUUAUUCACUUUUUAUUAGACGCAAUUUAUACAUACGAGAAAUACGAUUGUAAAUUGGCAGGAAUAAGAUUGUAAAAUUUGGCGAACAAUAAUAACGAUGUCUAAAACAGUAUUCUACUUGCUAUAAAACCAGAGUGGUAGUCGCAUCGCAUGAAAAUUAGCUCGUCUCUGAAGAUAGAUUCGAGAAGUGUAGUUGCAUGUGUGGCAUGAAUAUUUAUGACGAGCUGUUACGUACGAUUGUGAGAAUGGAUGCAAUGCAACAGUCAGUUUCGUAGAGGUGUGGUGACCUCAAUUUUACAUUAUUGUUGUAAAUCUAGUGCACAUCAGUGUCGUAUACUAAUUCUCGACCCAAAGUGUUACGUUGUUUUUCCCAACCACUUUUAUUAAAUCACGUUGUAAGUUAUUGCAUCUUAAUGUUUUUUAAUGCACCACACACUUAUUCAAAGUUAGCUACAUACGUAUGUGCAUAAGUAAGUCGAGCCCGUGUAUAAAGGAUUGCACUUGUUUUAUUUAAGCUAAUUUGUUUAAGAAUGUGUAUCACAUAAUAAAUAAGGUUCGGUUAAGUUAAUCUUUGCAGAACUAGCUUUAUUUGUAAAAAAAAUGCAGGUGAAAUUUAAAUAUUUCAAUCCUCAACACAGAGAUAUCCAAAGAUAAUGUGCAGAUUCAUGUAUAGUAGGUUUAUUUAUGUACCUUAUGACAUAGGCGAUGAGGUAUUGAGUGGCAUGUAAAAAAUAUUUAAAAGUCUGUGAAAUGCAUGAAUCAAUAAUAAUCAUUUAGUGACAUGGUUUAUUAAUUGUUAUUAUGUACGUAGAUGUUUUGUUAUAGUGUAAAGACUGAAAAUGGUGACAGUUUCGGGCAAGAUUUGUACGAGUUGUGUGUUCGAGUUCGAUGUAUAAUCAUUAUUUUAAUCAUUGUUAUCAUAACUUAAGAUUAUUGAGUUGAAGUGUGGCAAGCAAAAACGUACAAAAACUGAUUAGAUGAAACAGAACAGGAGUGUGUUAACUGCUGGGUAAUUAUUUGGAUAUUCGUAGUAGUAUUUAUGGGAUUACCAGGUUAAUUGUGUACCCAUCUUCCUAAAAUAUAAAAAUAAGCUACCGUUUCAUAAAUGAAGCUACAAUCUGAUUAGUUUAGGCAAAAAAAUCCAUGCCAAGAGAAAGCGUAUUAAAUUUACUUCAGUAACUGUUGUGGUUGUCUUGUGUCUGUUAAAUUUUCGGGCAUAUGCUACUGUAAAUUGGUUGAUUAACUUAUUGGAUGGGAUGUCAUGUAAGAGUUGAGAGAACGUAUCCGGUUCGAAUUGUAGUCCAGUUCAACAAAUGUUUUUGGUGGCGCAAUUGUACAUACAUUGCGACCACCAAUGUUAAAAUGGUAAGACUAAAAAAUAUAAACUUUAUUAAAAAGUAGUAGAGUAGAUAAACUUCGCAAAUUGUAGGUCUUGUACACUUAUUUAGCUAUUAUAUUAAUUAUUGCUUUUUAUCGAGUCCCUAUUGAAAUACGUAUUUUAGAAUAUUUUGUUUCAUUUGCAAAGUGCAGUAGUUGACUUAUUUAUGUAUUGAUGGUGUUUGAAGGAACUAUUUCAAGGUUUAACCUGAAAUGAAUGGAUGGUUUAAAUGUCGUUUGACCGUUUCCUGUUUAAUCAUAGGUAUAAGAAAUAAGUAAGAUAAAAUGAACAUAACGUGUCGAUAUCAUCCAUAUAUCGUGUAGUGAGUGCCGGUAUUUAGGAAAAACGGAUAAUAAAAAAUGUAUGAACAAUCGAA
Molecule: messenger RNA, 11211 nt
Organism: Folsomia candida
Lineage: Eukaryota; Metazoa; Arthropoda; Collembola; Entomobryomorpha; Isotomidae
Product: serine-rich adhesin for platelets
Exons: 9
Coding region: 457-9147 (2896 amino acids)
Biological process (GO): negative regulation of transcription by RNA polymerase II
Cellular component (GO): PRC1 complex
Molecular function (GO): promoter-specific chromatin binding
Source: RefSeq, a predicted model, not a curated record